Hevea brasiliensis (rubber tree) is the source of this 941-nucleotide messenger RNA. Its product is annotated as NADH dehydrogenase [ubiquinone] 1 beta subcomplex subunit 9. NCBI's taxonomy places the organism in Eukaryota, Viridiplantae, Streptophyta, Magnoliopsida, Malpighiales, Euphorbiaceae. The coding region runs from base 81 to 380 and encodes 99 amino acids. The transcript has 4 exons. The record is from RefSeq and is a predicted model, not a curated record. Gene Ontology annotation, biological process: mitochondrial electron transport, NADH to ubiquinone.
CUUAAAGAAAAGCAGUGUGAACUGAGAAGCGUCGAGAGAUCGAGAGAGAGAGAGAGAGAGAGCGCGAGCGAACGAGAGAGAUGAGCGUGUCAACCGCGGCGUACCUAGCGAGGAGAGCAGCACAGAAGGAGAGAGUUCAGAUCCUCUAUCGUCGAGCUCUGAGAGACACUCUCACCUGGGCCGUCCACCGCCACCUCUUCUAUCAAGAUGCUUCGAACCUCCGCGAGAAGUUCGACGCCAACAAGCAUGUGGAGGAUCUGGACGCUAUUGAUAGAAUGAUUGCUGAAGGUGAGGCACAGUAUAAUAAGUGGCGGCACCCUGAUCCUUAUAUUGAAGCAAAAGCUGCGUAUCUUGUCUAUAUGGUCCUAAGCAAAUGCUGAACUAUUGAAGUCAUGAAGAUAUCCCAAAAAGAGCAAAAUAGGGGGCCAGAUAUAUGCUGGGUGUACUCCCUUGAACUUGUUACUCCUCUUUUGGAUGGUUUUCUAGGACUUAGUUGGAGUCUGGCCAGGUUGCUUUCCCAUUACCCUUUGCCAUUAUCAGGUUUUCAGGCAAGCAAGAAUCAGAUAAAUUGAAGAGGAAUACUCUGUAUCAGCUUUAAUGACUUUUCAAUUUUUGUCAACUUGGCAUGGGGAGGUGUUUUCUGAAAUGACAUUAAUUGAAUUUAUUUGGCACUGGACCACCAGAAUAUUAAGGACAGAAUCACUGAUUACCCAAGUAUAUGUUUAUUUCCUUAUGCUUAUUGUUAAAAUUUGUUGCAAUGUUGCCAUAUUGCUCUCAGUAAGGGGCAUUGUCUGGUUAAAUUGUAAGAGCCUUUAUGAGGUUGUAGGUUUUAGGCCCCAAAUCACUUACUUCUUGCUGCAAAAUUUUGAAAAUUCCUGUUAGAAAAUUAACUAUGUAGCAAACACAUGCAUUAAGAUGCGCGCGCGCGCAAACACACACAC